UCGCCUGAGGCUGAGGUGGUAGCCUCCCUCGUUGGGGGCUAUGGAGUCGAGAUACGCCGGUUGACCCCGACGCUGGGCUAGAAGUGGGCCCCUGGGCCCGGGAGCUCGGCCCUGCCGGCGUGGGGGAAGCGCGCCCGACGCCAUGGCAGCUGCCGUGUCCUCGGAGCCUUUCGAGAAAUUGCACGAGAUCUUCCGCGGGCUCUACGAUGACCUGCGAGGGGUCCCCGACAGGCUCCUGGGCACCGGGGGGACCGAAGGGAAAAAGAAGCUAAUCAGAGAUUUUGAUGAGAAGCAACAGGAAGCAAAUGAAACGUUGGCAGAGAUGGAAGAGGAGCUGCGUUAUGCCCCCCUGUCUUUUCGCAACCCCAUGAUGGCCAAGCUUCGAAGCUACCGCAGAGACCUGGCCAAGCUCCAGCGAGAGGUGAGGAGCACUCCACUGACAGUGCCUCCUGGGGGCCGAGGAGACAGCAGAUAUGGGGCAUAUGCUAUAGAAAAUGAGCACAUGAAUCAGCUGCAGUCUCAAAGGGUGUUACUUCUGCAAGGCACUGAGAGUCUGAACCGAGCCACUCAGAGCAUUGAACGUUCCCACCGGAUUGCCACUGAAACGGAUCAGAUUGGUUCUGAGAUAAUUGAAGAACUAGGGGACCAAAGAGACCAGCUGGAACGCACAAAGAGUCGACUGGUGAAUACAAACGAAAACUUGAGCAGAAGCCGAAAGAUCUUGCGUUCAAUGUCUAGAAAAGUGGCAACCAAUAAACUGCUGCUUUCCGUGAUUAUCCUUCUGGAGCUGGUCAUCUUGGGAGGCCUAGUCUAUUACAAGUUCUUUCGAAAAUAAUGAAAAUCCCUGCCUCCUCUUUACCCUUCUUGUAGAUCUCUAAAUCAGAGAGCUAAGGACCAACUUCACUGCUGUGGGCUAGCAGUUUAAGCACUCAGACUGUAUGUAAGAGAGAAGGCAGACAACGAUUGGAAAUGUAAAGUAAUGUUAACAAGGCUGGGGUGCUAUACCAAGGUAACAAAUGCUGUGUUUAUUAGUUCUUUAAAUUUAGAGAGUAUUCUAAUAUAUUAACUAAUGAUGAACUAAAUAAAACCAGUUACAGAAUACAGUAA
This is a messenger RNA of Phascolarctos cinereus (koala), 1107 nucleotides long. It is a transcript of the gene VTI1B, whose product is annotated as vesicle transport through interaction with t-SNAREs 1B. Gene Ontology annotation, cellular component: Golgi apparatus; SNARE complex; late endosome membrane. The record is from RefSeq and is a predicted model, not a curated record. Gene Ontology annotation, biological process: vesicle fusion with Golgi apparatus; intracellular protein transport; intra-Golgi vesicle-mediated transport. Gene Ontology annotation, molecular function: SNARE binding; SNAP receptor activity. NCBI's taxonomy places the organism in Eukaryota, Metazoa, Chordata, Mammalia, Diprotodontia, Phascolarctidae.